Molecule: messenger RNA, 1866 nt
Organism: Chenopodium quinoa (quinoa)
Lineage: Eukaryota; Viridiplantae; Streptophyta; Magnoliopsida; Caryophyllales; Amaranthaceae
Product: F-box/FBD/LRR-repeat protein At1g13570-like
Exons: 3
Coding region: 399-1193 (264 amino acids)
Molecular function (GO): protein binding
Source: RefSeq, a predicted model, not a curated record
GUUCAGUUCAGUUCCAAUCAGAUCAGUUCGGUUCAGUUCAGCUCCAAUCAGUUCAGUUCAGUAAAUAUGAACAAGCCCUACAUUGUGAUUUUAUUGCCACUAGAUAAAUAAUUGUUGUUCAUGAUGAAAAUAAACUUGUAUUUUCUCUUUUCCACGUGUAUAUAUAAUGUCAUUGUGAUUUCUUAAUUUCUUCCAUAUCGAAUUAUCGAUUCAUGUUCUUGAUUAUCUGUGCUGAAUUUGGGUGGUUGUUCUUGGUUGAUUGUUUUGUAGUCGAUCCUUGUGGGUGUUGUGUACUUGUGUGUAGUACUUGGGUGUUACACUAAAUGCACCUUUCUAUUUUGUAUAGUCAUCUUAUAAGACUUAGCCAAAUUCCAGGUUUAAUCUCUAAGUAGUGGACAAUGGCUUCUUCCCAGUCUAAUAUUAAAAGGACCAAGAUUCCUGAACCCAACCAAGACUUAAUCAGUAAUCUGCCAUCUCAUUUGGCAGAGAAGAUCCUGAAACGCUUACCACUGUCGAUGGCAGCUAAGACGAGUGUGCUAUCACGAAAAUGGAGGCGUUAUUGGCUGUCCAUUAGGCACCUUGUCUUUGAUUAUACUUUCUGGGAAGAACAUAAAAUAAGUGGACAUUACGAUUACCAAAACAUCAGCAACAUCAUCAGUAAUAUCUUGCUUCAUCACAAUGGUCCUAUACAUGAGUUCUAUCUUUAUGUUCCACAACAUCCUCAACUCAUCAACCUUAAUCUCAGCCAGUGGUUAUCUUUUCUUUCAAGAGCCGGGAUUAGGAGAUUGAGUCUUACGAAUUUUGUCGGGUUUGGUGGCGCACCUAAAACCAUUCUGCCUUCAUGUAUUUUCGCAUGCAGUGAGCUGGUGAAAUUGAAAUUGCAUUGCUAUGAACUGAAUUACACUCCACCAAGUGACUGUAUGGGCUUUGCUCAUCUUCGGACUCUUAAGCUACUGCUUGUUAAGUUUAAACAUGGUGGAUUAUUCACAAGUUUGAUCUCAAGUUGCCCGCGACUUACUACAUUAAGCCUUGAAUAUUGCACUGGCUUUUCUGAUCUGAAAUUUGAACAUGCGUCUAUCCUUGAAAGCUUAACUAUUCAAGGUUCUUUUGUGCCGCUGGAUUUCAAAAAUGCUUCUUAUCUGAAGCGCGUUUCACUAUCUUUCUCCAGAAUGGAGUACACUUCACACAGAUAGAUUAGAAACAGUUCGCGCUAUUAAGAUUCUUGCAAUUCCACAAGUUAAGCUUGAAUACCUUCAAUUGGAUGGAACCCUCUGUAAGUUCUUGGCUGCAGGUUGUAACAACAAACUUACUCUGACAUUUAAUCACCUGCAAAAGCUUUGCCUGACAAAACUCGACUUGGAUGAUUUUAAUGUAUUUUGUUUCACAAUCAGCAUGGUUCAAAAUUGUCCCUAUAUCAAAGAUCUUGAAUUAUCAUUUACUCCGAACAAAUGCAUUCUUCAGCACAAAUUUGACUAUGACGAUAAUUAUAAGCUUGGACAACUCAUUAAGGCAAAAAUUACAGGAUUUACUGGUUCAAGUGUGGAGCUCAAAUUGAUUGAAUAUUUGCUUGGUAUCUCAGUUGUGCUGGAAAAAUUGCUGUUGAAGUGUAGUUAUCUUGACUCGACUUCAGAGCUAAAGGUGUUGCGAGAGCUAUUGCAGUUGCCAAGAGCAUCGACAAAGGCAAAAAUUGUUUAUUUGGCGCAAUAGAGGAUCUAGGAAUGACAUUAUGUGUUGAUUAAUGCGUAGUUAUUUACUUCUUUUCAUGCAAUUUCCUCAUAUGUUCUAGAGCUUGUGUUUUGCUAUCUACUACCCCGUACUGUAGUAAAAUGUUUGGGAAAAUUUUGAUAAUUGAGGAGCUUUUGUUGA